Drosophila guanche is the source of this 2752-nucleotide messenger RNA. It is a transcript of the gene PK2-R2, whose product is annotated as pyrokinin-1 receptor. The record is from RefSeq and is a predicted model, not a curated record. The transcript has 8 exons. Gene Ontology annotation, cellular component: plasma membrane. Gene Ontology annotation, biological process: neuropeptide signaling pathway. Gene Ontology annotation, molecular function: neuropeptide receptor activity. Bases 441 to 2282 code for a protein of 613 amino acids. Lineage: Eukaryota; Metazoa; Arthropoda; Insecta; Diptera; Drosophilidae.
GUUGCUGUUACGUUUUACCAAACAGAGGGAAAGAACCGUACGAAUUGCGGCGUAGUGGAUACGCGCGUGUUGUCCGUGGAUUAAUUGUGCGCCGGAGAAGAUCGUCGAUCAUUUAGUUGGCCAAUAUAAUUGCAACCGGCAGAAGCUCUGGGAGGCACCUGACUGACCCCCAGGAUGAUGACUGGAGCACAAGGAGAACACUCACGACACUCACGCGCCCCUCUCAAGCUACUAAUCCCGCAUCCAUGACAACAGGUUGUCAGUGGCUCUGCUCCGGCCUAAGACGAAUUUGAUGAGCCCCAGUUCUGGUGGGGGCAUAAUGAAAACAUUGUUUGCGCUUAACCUUCAAUCGGAAAGACAUAAGCAGAAUCAGCAGCCCACACCAAUUCGAAUUUAAAGCAAUACAAAAGGAAAACAAAAUCAAAAACAAACUCUUGUCCAUGGCAGUCGUCAAGAUGUUGCCGAUGAACACUACAACCCCCAGCCUCCUGGCAGCCUCCGACUUUCAGAUCUUUCAAAACGAAAAGUUCCUCUUUAAUUUGACACAAGAGCUGAACAUUUCGGCGGACAAUCUGUCGAGUCUGCUGCAGGGCCUCGGGCCACAGGAGCUGCUGCCUCCAAUGUCCCUGCUGGCUGCUCUGAGUGUGGGCUAUGCCUUGAUCUUCAUCGCUGGGGUGUUGGGCAAUCUCAUCACCUGCAUUGUGAUCUCUCGAAAUAACUUCAUGCACACUGCGACGAACUUUUAUUUGUUUAAUUUGGCGGUGUCCGACAUGAUCCUGCUGUGUUCAGGCAUGCCCCAGGAUCUGUAUAAUCUCUGGCAUCCUGACAGUUACCCCUUCAGCGAUACUAUCUGCGUGCUGGAGAGCGUUGUCUCGGAAACGGCAGCCAAUGCCACGGUCCUCACCAUCACCGCGUUUACCGUGGAGCGCUACAUUGCCAUUUGUCAUCCGUUCAGGCAACACACAAUGUCCAAGCUGUCGCGCGCCAUAAAGUUCAUAUUUGCCAUCUGGAUUGCAGCGCUGCUGCUGGCCCUGCCACAAGCCAUCCAAUUCUCGGUGGUGCUGCAGGGCGUGGGCUCCUCGUGCACGAUGAAAAACGACUUCUUUGCCCAUGUGUUUGCCGUGUCGGGCUUCCUCUUCUUUGGCGGUCCCAUGACAGCCAUCUGUGUGCUGUAUGUCCUCAUCGGGGUGAAGCUCAAGCGGAGCCGUCUGCUGCAGGCACUGCCACGGCGCUGCUUCGACGUUAACCGCGGCAUAAGCGCCCAGACGCGCGUCAUCCGUAUGCUGGUGGCGGUUGCGGUGGCGUUCUUCAUCUGCUGGGCUCCCUUUCAUGCACAGCGAUUGAUGGCGGUUUAUGGCUCCUCCUCGGGCAUUGAGUCGCAGUGGUUCAACGAUGUAUUCAGCGUCCUCGACUAUACAUCCGGUGUGCUCUACUUCCUCUCCACCUGCAUCAAUCCGCUGCUGUACAACAUCAUGAGCCACAAGUUCCGUGAGGCCUUUAAGGUAACCUUGGCUCGUCACUUUGGACUCUCGGGCAAGAACCCCAACCGUGGACUGCCGCACACCUACAGCGCGCUGCGACGCAAUCAAACGGGUUCUCUGCGGCUGCACACAACGGACAGCGUUCGCACAACCAUGACAUCCACAACGACAACCACGACAACCGUGCUAAAUGGCAGCGGCAACAACAAUGGUGGGGCAGCGGCCGUGGCUGCCAAUUUGGCUCGCUCCUCGCUGCGCCUGAAUCGCGUCUCACUGGACAGCGCACAGAGUCAGAGUCAGAGUCAAAACCGCAGCAGGCAGGAUCUGUUUGAACAGCAAUCUCAUCCCCCUCCACGUCGCAUUCUGCAAUCGCAAAUAUCGCAGUUGUCAUCAGUGGGCGAUGCGCACUCGCUGCUGGAGGCGGACAUACAAUGGCCAGAGGAACAACACUCAACGCUGCAGCAGCAGCUGAAACUGCAACCCCCCAUGUGCUCCAUUGAUGAGCUGAGCUGUCAGUCGUCGGGGCCAGACGAUGUGGGGGGAGUCUCCCGCUCACGCCUCAAACUGACGCGCAUUACGCGGGGCGGGCCUGGGGCUGGGGCUGGGGGCGUGGCUGUGGGCGUUGCGGCACACGAGGCAAAUGGCAAAGUGCGAAAGGCAAAGGCGAAAGCGCUGAAGAGCUCCAGUGCCCUCAAGACUCUCAGGGCCAAAUUCAAUUGGCGUGCCAGACGCAAAGGCAGCCACAAGCCACGCGCCAGGACGGGCGCCAGCGAGGUCCCAAGUGAGAGAGCCGCUUACUAAGAGCAGCCGCUUAAAGUAGAUUCCUGAGACCGCUCGUGAGUGGCACACAACUGUGAUAAGAGCAGCAAGUACUCUUCAGCUUGCUAUGAGAGUGGCUAGAAAAAUAUUCCAAGUUCGGUCAAUUAGUUGCCCAUAGUCAUAAUUUACGCAAAUAGUAGAAACAUAAAUGUACAUUCAUAGAACAGCGAUCGGCAGCGUCACAUGCUUUGUGCAUUGAAAAAGCUCUAGUGCAGCGCAGUCGGCACACGCGCAGCGUAGAAAGUUCGUGUGGCCUCGGCUUCUGCACAGCGCAAAAGCUUCGUGUGGCUUCGGCCGCCGCAGUGACAGAGAAACAACAACAAGCUGAUCUGCUGCUGCAGCGGCAGCGAAGCAAGAAACGUUUUUGGCUUCUGUGCAUGUCCGUGCAUGCACACAAUCAUAUGAGUGGCUGCGUGCCGAUCGCUGCUAUAGAUAGUCAGACCACUGCAAGU